AUUCAGUAAUGCUUGAACCAUUGAAGUGAAUAGUUGGGUAAUAAAUUUAGAGCUCUAGUCCAUACAAAAAAGUUAGAGAAGAAGGAUAACAUGGUGUUUAUCGAAUUGGGACUUGUGUCCUUGUUACUCCUAUACAUUUUCUACAAAUGGGCUACAUUUAAAUACAAUACAUUUAAAGAGCGUGGAGUGCCUCACGAAGAGCCUUGGCCUCUGGUGGGUAACGCGGGAGCGGUGGUGUUAAAUAGAGAAGGCUUCAAUAAGAUGGUCCUCAAAUUGUAUCAACGCACUAAAGAUCAGGACAUUGUCGGUUUUUAUAAUUUUCGCUCGCCAAUUUUUAUGGUUCAGAAUCCAGAUUACAUAAAAAAGAUGACCGUGAAGGACUUUGACUUUUUUGUAAAUCAUGUUCCGUUUUUUCAAUCCGAAGAUGAUCCCCUUAUUAAUGGAAUGCUGACCGUGAUGAAGGAUCAGCGUUGGAAAAAUAUGCGCAACACACUUUCACCCAUGUUUACCGCCGCCAAGAUGCGCGCCAUGUUUAGCUUGAUGAACGAAUGUUUCAAUGAGAGUUUAAACCGCUUAAGGGAAGCAACUAAGGGUGGCAAAAGUCAUGAUGUAGAACUCAAAGGUUGGUUCACACGCUUGUCUAAUGAUAUUAUCGCCUCCACUGCAUUUGGCUUGAAAGUCAAUUCGUACGAGGACCAAAAUAAUCGAUUCUACUCAAUCGGCCAAAGCAUCAUUAAUUUUCGCGGCAAACAAAUGCUAAAGCUCCUUAUCGCAAACACAAUGCCAUUAUUACAAAAAAUCCUGGGUUUUAAAGUAUUCGACACCGAAAAAACAGAUUAUUUUAAACGUUUAGUUAUAGACACAAUGAAAUAUCGACAAGAGAAUAAAAUCCACAGACCGGAUAUGAUUCAGUUAUUGAUCGAAGCCAAACAGGAGUCGGAUGAAAAUUGGUCCGAUGAUGAUUUAGUGGCUCAGUGCUUUAUUUUCUUUUUCGCCGCGUUUGACAAUAAUGCCAAUUUUACCGCGGCAAUCUGUCAUGAGCUAAUGGAAAAUCCUGAAGUACAAGAACGAUUAUACGAAGAGGCACUAGAGGUGCGUGAGGAACUUAACGGAAAACCUUUAACUUACGAGGCAGUGAUGAAAAUGAAGUACAUGGACAUGGUCAGUUCGGAAACAUUACGCAAAUGGUCCUUUGCAGGCAUGAUUGAUCGCUUAUGCUCCAAAGAUUACGAUCUUACCGACGACGAUGGGAAUGUUGUCUUUAAAUUUAAAGCUGGCGACUAUGUGGGGUUUCCGGUGGUGGGAUUGCAUAACGACGAAAGAUACUUUGAAGAUCCCAGCUCAUUUAAUCCCGAACGUUUCAACGAUGGAAAUAAACAAAAUAUUAAGACUUACACUUAUUUGCCUUUUGGUGUAGGGCCGCGAAUGUGCAUUGGUAAUCGAUACGCAUUGAUGCAAGCCAAGGCAAUGAUGUACUAUCUGAUAUUGGAUUUCAAACUCGAACGAUCUCCGAAAACGGUGAAGAAUAUUAUGGAAGAUAUUCGUGGGUUCCAAAUCAAACCAAUUGGUGGAUUUUGGGUUCGUAUAGUACCUCGGGAUCCAUGAAGGCGCUAUCCUGCUAAUGUUUAACAUUUAUUGAUAUAAAUUAUCUUUAUUACACGUAAUGCCAUUGCGUGGAAGCCUUGUAUAUAACUAUAUAUUUUAAUAUUAUGUAUAAUCAUAUACAUAUGUUAUCAUAAUAUUAUCAUAAAUAGUAUAGACAGUGGUGACAUAAAUAAAUAAAUUGGUUAUUACACUUUUGUACUAAUUAUUCAA
Molecule: messenger RNA, 1815 nt
Organism: Bactrocera tryoni
Lineage: Eukaryota; Metazoa; Arthropoda; Insecta; Diptera; Tephritidae
Product: cytochrome P450 9b2-like
Exons: 4
Coding region: 91-1605 (504 amino acids)
Molecular function (GO): oxidoreductase activity, acting on paired donors, with incorporation or reduction of molecular oxygen; monooxygenase activity; iron ion binding
Source: RefSeq, a predicted model, not a curated record